This is a messenger RNA of Camellia sinensis, 1141 nucleotides long. RefSeq lists its product as uncharacterized. NCBI's taxonomy places the organism in Eukaryota, Viridiplantae, Streptophyta, Magnoliopsida, Ericales, Theaceae. Gene Ontology annotation, cellular component: chloroplast. The record is from RefSeq and is a predicted model, not a curated record.
UCCACCAAACAAAAAUCUAUGUAUUCGAUCUGUGUCGUCAUGGCGACGAGCCUGCCAUGGAAUCCUCUACUCCCCUCGAAACCUAUACGCCUACACCACCACCACCACCGCCGCCGCCACCGCUCUCCCUUCGUACAGGCCUUUAGGCGCAGCGACUUCGAUGGUUUCGCGAGGCGCAUGGCCACCGGCGAGGUCUGGAGGGACGUGUGGCGGAGCGCCAACGACGGCUUCGAGCAACUCCUUUAUGAGACCAAGAAGACGGCGGAGCGCAUCGACCGUCGGUACUCCGUCUCGCGGCGGCUUUCGGCGGUCGCCCAAUCCGCCUCCUACCGGGCCAGAGAGAUCGACCGCGACUUGGAGAUCACGCAGCGUUGGCGGACUUUUACCCUCGAUUUCAGUCGGAAUUGGCCGAGGUACAGGAAGCAACUUAAUGACUUUUCAAACACUCCUAUUGGAAAAAGUUUUGCUACAAUAUUCUUCAUCUGGUUUGCACUAUCUGGAUGGCUGUUUCGCUUCUUGAUAUUAGCAACAUGGAUACUGCCAUUUGCGGGUCCUCUUCUCAUUGGAACAGUUGCCAAUAAUUUAGUCAUUAAGGGAGCUUGUCCGGCUUGCAAGAGGCAGUUUGUGGGUUUAAAGAGCCAAGUAGUUCGCUGCACGGGUUGUGGAAAUAUUGUAUGGCAACCACAAGGGGAUUUCUUCUCGAGAGGUCGUGGAGGCAGUAAUCCAUCUUCCUCAAAGUCUGAACCUGAAAUAAUUGACAUUGACUUUGAGGAGAAAUGAGUAGAGAGCUGGUGACGUGGAUUCAACAAGGCACAGAGGAUAGGAGACAGAUGAGAAUGGAAGAGUCGUCUCAUAACUUACACGUGAGUUUGGACUCAUGUUUUAUGUUUUUGUGUAUAUUAGUUCUCUUGUAUUCAGAGUGUUCGUAGGAAUUAAAUGUGUUAAAUUUGUAUACUACCUUUGCCUUUGCCUUUACCCGCAAAGUUGACAAAUAAGAACCACAGCCAAAACUGUCAUACUCAAAUUUUCUGCUAUUGCUGGGCUGUUAUUUCAGUGUACAGGUUGAUGUGGAGUAGUUCUAAGAAAUGCUGCUUUUGUAUUUUAUUUGAAGAAUCUAAUUUCAUUCAACUUCCCCACUAUA